This is a messenger RNA of Glycine soja, 973 nucleotides long. RefSeq names its product heme-binding protein 2-like. The record is from RefSeq and is a predicted model, not a curated record. The coding region runs from base 104 to 823 and encodes 239 amino acids. The transcript is spliced from 2 exons. Lineage: Eukaryota; Viridiplantae; Streptophyta; Magnoliopsida; Fabales; Fabaceae.
AAAUGUGUGAACAUCAAACGUUGUUGUUUUCUAGCCACAUGACGAAACAGUAACAAUAAUUUCAACACGUUGCAUCUUCAACAAACAUUCAGCUACUCUAGCCAUGGCUGCUGCUAGUACUAUGAUCACACUCAAGUUCUCAUUCCUCUGGAGUCUCCUUCUCUCAGUUUCACUCUUGGGUGUAAAGUCAUCACAUAGCCACCAAAAUGGUGGGAGAAGAACAAUUCCUCCAACAUGCAAGCGCAUUGAGUGCCCCACCCAUGAUGUGAUUGAAGUGGGUGAUGGCUAUGAAAUCCGACGCUAUAAUAAUAAUUCAACUGUGUGGAUGUCAACUUCUCCCAUUCAAGACAUUUCUCUGGUUGAAGCUACAAGAACUGGCUUCAGGAGUCUAUUUGAUUAUAUCCAAGGCAAGAACAACUACAAGCAAAAAAUUGAGAUGACAGCGCCUGUGAUCACAGAAGUUUCACCUAGUGAUGGACCCUUUUGUAAAUCCUCAUUUGUUGUCAGCUUCUUUGUGCCAAAAUUGAACCAAGCAAACCCUCCUCCUGCAAAGGGUCUCCAUGUCCAAAGAUGGAACAAUAUGUAUGUGGCAGCAAGGCAGUUUGGUGGACACGUAAACGAUUCAAAUGUUGCGGUGGAAGCCGCUGUGUUGCGAGCUAGUAUUGAAGGCACAAAAUGGUCUGGUGCCAUUGACAAAAACCAGAAAGCUGGUCAUGCUUCUGUUUACACUGUGGCACAAUACAAUGACCCUUUUGAAUAUCAGAAUAGGGUGAAUGAGAUAUUGUUCUUGUUUGAAAUGGAAAGUGAAAGGCAUGCAAUUUGAAAUUUAUGAGAAAACUAUUUACAUCACUUUACAUAGCUUGUAAACUUUCUGCAAGAAAACUGAGCAGAUCAUGGUUUGAAGUAUUAGAGCAUCUGAAAUUGAUAAAAUAAAGUGUUUAACAUUCAGCUUAAGCAAUGCUUUCAGCUUAAA